Messenger RNA from Tachysurus fulvidraco (yellow catfish), 3179 nucleotides. Its product is annotated as T-lymphocyte activation antigen CD80. Gene Ontology annotation, biological process: T cell costimulation; cell surface receptor signaling pathway; negative regulation of T cell proliferation. Bases 500 to 1372 code for a protein of 290 amino acids. Gene Ontology annotation, cellular component: external side of plasma membrane. NCBI's taxonomy places the organism in Eukaryota, Metazoa, Chordata, Actinopteri, Siluriformes, Bagridae. The transcript is spliced from 9 exons. The record is from RefSeq and is a predicted model, not a curated record.
UUUCAUAAGAAGUGAUUUAACGUUACAGUAAACCAGUGGCUCCUCCCUUCCUCCCCAAACACACACACAAUCUCUCUGUGUAUUAGAGCUUCUCUAAUUUUUGGUCAUUUCUUCCCUGAGACUCGAUUGAGGAACAUCACAUACUCACAGUAAAGUAAAGUAAAGGCACGGUAGUGAGGGGUUUCCCUAUGACGUCAUCCACCGUCGAAGCCCCGCCCCCUCCUGGUACAGCACACAGAAACUGGUGGUUCCCGUUUUCGUUCUCGGAUGCGCGCGCGAUACCGACUGUCUCUCUUCUGCUCGGUGGAAAUGCUUCGUGGUUAUCUGUGGCAGUGGCAACCCGAGGUCUUAGACAAUGCUCUGGUUCAAAGACAAAAUACUGUUACAGUCUGGAAUGAGAGUCUUUUUCUGAUCGUAUCCUCUUAACUGUCUUUGCUGGUGCGCAAAACUUCAGAACGUUCAAACAUCCUGUAAAAAGAAGACAGGAGCUGUUUUUAAGAUGUUCCUGUUAGUUGGCAUCUCAGUGCUACUGCUAGUAAGCGCAGAGAAAAGUCCUGUAGAAGUGUAUCUGCAAGGGAUUGUGGGUAGAAGCGUACAUAUGCGCUGUGUUCUGGACGACCCACGGGGUAUUGAAAGGGUUUACUUCCAGACGAAAGACAGCAACGAAAGUGUGGUCUUUGUCAACGGGUUUUACGACAAAAGAGAGCUUCAUGCGAGACCUGAGUACAAAAAUCGCACCAUCGUCAACAGAUCACAAAUCAGCAUGGAACUGCUCAACCUCACCCCGGACGACGAGGGAGAUUACGAGUGUAUCCCCUGGACCAUUAACGCAGAGGAAAAAAAUAAAACCAAAUUUCAUCUUACAGUUACAGCUAACUACAGCGUUCCCAACAUAACUGUCCAGGGUUGUGGAAUUUACCCAGGUGCCCAUAACUGCGUGAUUACUUGCUCCUCAUCAGGAGGAUUCCCCAAAAGCAAUGUUACCUGGAAUGUGGCUAGAGGCAACAUGAGGAGUCUUCUGAGGGAGGAAGGAGAACUCGUAUUAAAGCAAGACAAAUAUUUAAAAGUUUGGAACGUGUCUCAGUUUGUUGGGCUUAACUGCAGCCGACUGCUUAACAUAUCCUGCUCUGUUGGAGGAGUUGUGUCACAGGCCGUCAGUGUGUGUCUACCUGUGCAUGUCAUCGAUAUUACAACAGUCGCUUGUGCAGUGCUGUUACUGGUGUCCUUUGUAAUUGUGAUUAUUGUCGUCAUAAAGAGGAGAACAACACACAGAAUACCCUCAGAAGAUGGCGCAAUAGAUGCUGAGCUUGCAAGUUUAAAGUCAGGCUGGAUGAACACGGCAAAACACACACUUUCUGAAAACUUGAACUGAAGGUCCGUGUGUGUGUCUGUGUGUGUGUUUGUGUGUUUGGUGAGCAGAUGAAGGCGUGGAUGGGCCGACCAAACGUCUACACACACUCUCCAGCUAACGGACAAGUGCAAUUUAAAGCCAGACUGUGGCUACUUGAAAAGACAACCGCAGUACAACUCUUAAAUUUUUUUUUUUUUUUUUUUUUUUAGUUUUUGGAAAAAUGUUUUUCUUUUUAAAAACUUUUUUUAAUGAAAUGUGAGAUUUCAUAUUCGAUAUGAUGAUAUAUUAUAAGACUGACAAUGUUAGCGUGCACGAUUCAGGCCGUGGCGGAUCGAUUAGCUUUACAGUAAAAUAACGUUCGUGUAGAUUAGCUUAACACUCGUCCAGUAUAGAAUUGAUCUUGGAUGACUUAUGAGAUGCCAUUAUCUACAUGGAGAUAUAAUCACUUAACAUAUUGGCUUGCUAGCUAGCUAGCUUCUGUUGAAACACAGUGCAAACAUAGUUUAACAGGAAAUCAAUUCAAGACAGACAUAGUAUUAGGUUGUAUUUCGUUCUUAACCUUAAAGGGAUGGUUUAAAGUCCACAAGAUUUAUUCCUGUGAUUACUUUUAAACCAUGUACACUCUGUGAGAUGUAGUGCACUAUUUAAACCGUAAUAUACCUCUCAGAAUAAAGAGCGCGACACCGGACACUGCUAGACCUACGGCUGUUCGAUUCCAGAGUCGACUCAGUUUGGGAAUCGUCGGAAUCGAUUCGACGAGUCGAUUCCUUAUAAAAGUUUCCUCUAUUCCAGAAACCGAAACAAAGGAGAAAAGUUAGCCAUCAGAAUUUGCAGUGCGAUUAUUAAUUAAGUGCACGAUACAGCUACAGACUGCCAUGAAACGUAUACUACUGAACAGUGUUUUGCUAAUUAGUGCAAAAAUGUAUCUCUUCCACGUCGAAUCUGACGUUCGGAAAAAUAAUCGCCGAUGUUUUAGCACUAAAUAGUUCAACUCUGGAUAUUAAUUAGAUAGCUACUUAAAGUGGCUACAUUGUUUUCUAAUAUUUUGGCAUUUGUGGCACAAAAACCGACAGCUUCAUUCAGCUGGCAAUCAAAUUAGAGAGCAAAUGUCGCAAGCUAGCUAAAGUGUUGUUAAUUUGAUUAACUUCCACAGCCGCUUUGGCUGGGAGUUGUGGUUUAAUCGUUUGUUUGUUUUAGUUUUAAUAACGUAUGUUAAAUGUCGGACGUGUGUUGUGAAGGCACGUAGUGUGUGCCAGCUACAUCACGUCACUGUGUGGAAACAAGUCCUGUGCUUCGGAUUAGCAACAGAACCCCGUGAGUGUUCCAGAACACUGAACAAUUUUUGCUCUACUACUUUUAAAUGCAUUUUACUGUUCAACUAAGAAUCAUUCUGUGAUCAUUCAUUAUACUGUUGAAUCAUUCGCUAGCUAGCAUAACUAGAACGGUCUACACGUCGAUACGUUCACAGUGUAGGCGUGGCUAAUGCUAGCACUUUCCUAACGCUAGUUCUCACAGUUUUUAUUCACUUUAAGGAAAGUUCUCUAGAUUUUUUUUAUUAUUGCCACGCACUACACGUACGUGUACUCGUAUGUGUACAUAUAUAUAUAUAUAUAUAAUGGAGAUGCAUGGGAGUCUGUUCUAAUGUUCUCCAUCAAUUUACUUUAAGAACAAAAGAGCAUCUCUUCAGUGUGGACAAAAAACACAGUGCUUGUAUACAGGAAGCCUUACCAUGUUUCUGAACGUUCUGAUGUAUCAUUUUGUAAAUGACAUUUGUUCAUUUAUGGCAAUUGUAUUUAUAUCAAUAAAAAUAUUCGUUUUUUUUUUUAAA